This is a messenger RNA of Penicillium waksmanii, 1404 nucleotides long. RefSeq lists its product as uncharacterized. The record is from RefSeq and is a predicted model, not a curated record. Gene Ontology annotation, biological process: riboflavin biosynthetic process. Lineage: Eukaryota; Fungi; Ascomycota; Eurotiomycetes; Eurotiales; Aspergillaceae. The transcript has a single exon. Gene Ontology annotation, molecular function: 5-amino-6-(5-phosphoribosylamino)uracil reductase activity. The coding region runs from base 1 to 1404 and encodes 467 amino acids.
AUGGAUCACGACGCCGACCAUGAGCCAGAUCCAGCUUCAGGUCUAGGCUCAUGUUCAAUAGCACCGGAGAAUGGCUCGACAGGUCGAGCUAGUGCAGCACAGGCCAGAGAUGAUGUGGAUCACACUGAAGAAGAGCUAAAGCUCGUAUCACCCGUUCCACACGAGGCGAUGCACGAGGCGAUGGAUGAGGAUCCUCAACAUUCGGGUUCGGAUCACCCCGCGACACCAAUGAAUUUGUCCGGCGCGUUGGAGAAACAAGCCAGACAGGCCGAAGCCAACGCCAACGCCAACGAUUCAAGCUCGGACAACGCAUCCAAUGAACCCGCGAUCGCGGAAUUGGAGGAGAAAUCGGGUCUUGCCUUGUUCAAUAACCCGCCCAAUCUUUCGAGGAUCCGCCGGGUGCUAUUCGAGUGCAGUGACGCUAUCGAAAUCAGUCUUGAAGAAUAUCAAACCUAUUGGCCAUUUAUUGACAAUGUAUGGGUUAAACAAAGGUCCAAUUCCAGCAAAGAGGGCCACUGCACAACGGACUAUUAUAUGUGUCGAUUACGAAGGCCGACGCAUCGCAGAUCUGAGACUCAACCUCUGCCAGAAGGGAAGCGUCCCCGGAAGAAACGCGUACGGGAAGGGGGCAUGUGCAAUUUUCAGAUCAAGGUUGUACGUUUCGAAGGCGCUUAUUCGACCGUGACUAUCGCCAGAACGCCCGGAAGCAGCGACGUUCAUUCUCAUGAUCUCGACUUUAUCGAUCGAGUGAAGCGGAACUCUGGGCUCAUGGAGUCGGCGCGAAAGGAAUCAUGCAAGGGCUACCUUCCGUCAUCUAUAUACACCAAAUUCCAAGAAUAUCCUGAAAUGCUUUCGGAAGCUGGAGGUCGAUUCUUGACAGUCACGGACGUACGCAAUGUUUCUGCGAAAUGGCGCAUCCAGAACCCGGAGGUCAAGCUCAUUCCGCAUGAUGGCUACGAGUACCUAAAGGGUCAUGGGAUCGUGAGGUCCCAGGGUGCGGCGGAACGCUCCAACGAGACGAUAUCGGCCCAGUUACGAGUCCACCCCCAGGACUCGGCUCCGGCUCUUCCUCCGGAUAUCCUUUCUUUCCCGCAAUUUUCGUUGGACUUUUUACAGCCUUAUUUACCGAAUCAUGCCGAUCGUCGCGGCGAGUUUCCUCACGUCACGUUGUCCUACGCCUCAUCUAUGGACUCCAAGAUCUCUCUCCGGGCGGGCAUGCAAACGGUGCUAUCUGGACCCGAGGCGAAACUAAUGACGCACUACCUUCGUUCUCGCCAUGAUGCUAUUCUUAUAGGCGUGGGGACCGUGCUUGCUGAUAACCCCGGUCUAAACUGUCGUCUCAGAAGGAGCCGGGGGGUUCGGAGGCCUUGGAAGGAUGUGGCAGCCACGCCCGGUGGUGAUUGA